CGGGAGCUUCCCAGAGCUGCCGGUUGGAGAAGUAGUUACCCGUCGCGGCCUUGGCGGCUGUGUCACCACCUCUCCGGGUUCCCACGAUGUUCUUCUACCUGAGCAAGAAAAUUGCCAUUCCCAAUAACGUGAAGCUGAAAUGUAUAUCCUGGAACAAGAACCAAGGGUAUAUAGCAUGUGGUGGUGAAGAUGGAUUGCUGAAAGUUUUGAAAUUAGAGACACAGACAGAUGAUGCUAAAUUGAGGGGUCUUGCAGCCCCUAGUCACCUUUCUAUGAAUCAGGCUCUUACAGGUCAUAGUGGUUCUGUUCAAGUUGUAACAUGGAAUGAACAGUUUCAGAAGUUGACUACCAGUGAUGAAAAUGGACGUAUCUCUGUGUGGAUAUUAUAUAAAGGUUCUUGGUAUGAGGAGAUGGUAAACAAUCGAAAUAAAUCAGUGGUUCGAAGUAUGAGCUGGAAUGCUGAUGGGCAGAAGAUCUGCAUUGUCUAUGAAGAUGGGGCUGUGAUAGUUGGUUCGGUGGAGGGCAAUCGUAUUUGGGGAGAAGACCUGAAGGGUAUACAACUAUGCCAUGUAGCAUGGUCUGCUGAUAGUAAAAUCUUACUUUUUGGAAUGGCAAAUGGGGAGAUACACAUUUAUGAUAAUCAAGGGAAUUUUAUAAUGCAGAUGAUACUGAAUUGUUUGGUGAACGUCACUGGAGCUAUCAGUAUUGCUGGAAUUCAUUGGUACCAUGGUACUGAGGGCUAUGUGGAACCUGAUUGCCCUUGCCUUGCUAUUUGUUUUGACAAUGGAAGAUGCCAAAUAAUGAGACAUGAGAAUGACCAAAAUCCAGUUUUGAUUGACACUGGCAUGUAUGCAGUAAGUGUCCAGUGGAACCACACUGGCAGCGUGUUAGCUGUGGCAGGCUUCCAGAAGGAGGUCAUGCAGGAUAAAGACAUUAACGUUGUGCAGUUUUACACUCCAUUUGGUGAGCAUUUGGGUACUUUGAAAGUUCCUGGAAAGGAAAUAUCUGCAAUAGCUUGGGAAGGAGGUGGACUGAAAAUUGCACUAGCUGUUGAUUCUUUUAUAUAUUUUGCAAAUAUUCGACCUGAUUAUAACUGGGGUUAUUGCUCAAAUACAGUAGUUUAUGCAUAUACUAGACCUGAUCGCCCAGAAUGCUGUGUUGCUUUUUGGGAUACAAAAAACAAUGAAAAAUAUGUUAAAUAUGUGAAGGGUCUCAUUUCUAUUACUACCUGUGGUGAUUUCUGCAUUUUGGCUACGAAAGCUGAUGAAAAUCAUCCUCAGGAGGAGAAUGAGAUGGAGACAUUUGGUGCAACGUAUGUGCUAGUUCUUUGUAAUUCUAUUGGUACACCCUUGGAUCCCAAAUACAUUGACAUUGUUCCAUUAUUUGUUGCAAUGACCAAAACCCAUGUGAUAGCAGCUUCAAAAGUAGCAUUUUAUACCUGGCAAUAUCGUGUGGCAAAGAGGCUCACAGCAUUGGAAAUUAAUCAGCUCAUGCGGUCUCGAAAAGAAGGGAGAGAAAGAAUUUAUCAUGUUGAUGAUAUUCCUUCUGGAUCAGUGAAUGGAGUGCUUGAUUACAGUAAAGCCAUUCAAGGCACAAGGGAUCCAAUUUGUGCCAUAACUGCAUCCGAUAAGACAUUGAUUGUGGGUCGUGAAUCUGGCACCAUUCAGAGAUACAGUCUUCCUAAUGUUGGUUUGAUUCAAAAAUAUUCUCUUAAUUGUCGAGCCUAUAAGUUAUCCUUGAACUGCAAUUCUAGUCGUCUUGCUAUCAUAGAUACCUCAGGUGUUUUAACUUUCUUUGACUUGGAUGCUCGAGUAACAGACAGUACAGGACAGCAAGUAGUUGGUCAGUUGUUAAACUUGGAACGAAAAGAUGUCUGGGAUAUGAAAUGGGCCAAGGACAAUCCUGAUUUGUUUGCAAUGAUGGAGAAGACAAGAAUGUAUGUUUUCAGAAACCUGGAUCCUGAGGAACCCAUUCAGACCUCUGGAUAUAUUUGCAAUUUUGAGGACUUAGAAAUUAAAUCUGUUCUUUUGGAUGAGAUAUUAAAGAAUCCAGAACAUCCAAACAAGGAUUAUCUAAUUAACGUUGAGAUUCGGUCUCUGAGAGAUAGUCGAGCACUGAUUGAGAAGGUUGGAAUUGAAGAUGCAUCCCAAUUCAUAGAGGACAAUCCACACCCCCGACUUUGGCGACUACUGGCUGAAGCAGCCCUUCAGAAACUGGACCUGAACACUGCAGAGCUAGCAUUUGUGCGCUGCAAAGAUUACCCAGGCAUCAAGUUUGUGGAGCUCCUAGGCAAUCUACAGAGUGAGUCCAUGAAACAGGCUGAAGUUUUUGCCUACUUUGGCAGAUUUGAAGAGGCUGAAAGAAUGUAUCUUGAUAUGGACAGAAGAGAUCUCGCUAUUGGCCUACGAGUGAAAUUGGGGGAUUGGUUUAGAGUACUUCACCUCCUGAAAACUGGAUCUGGUGAUGCAGACGACAGUCUCCUUGAACAAGCCAACAAUGCCGUUGGAGACUACUUUGCUGAUCGACAAAUGUGGUCGAAUGCUGUACAAUAUUAUGUACAAAGUCGGAACCAGGAACGAUUAGCUGAAUGUUAUUAUAUGUUAGAAGAUUAUGAGGGAUUAGAGAAUCUUGUCAAUUCACUUCCAGAAAACCACAAGUUACUUCCGGAAAUAGCACAGAUGUUUGUGGGAGUUGGAAUGUGUGAACAAGCAGUAAUUGCAUUUUUGAAAUGUAAUCAACCAAAGGCAGCUGUAGAUACCUGUGUACAUCUCAACCAAUGGAACAAAGCUGUUAAACUGGCUAAAAAUCAUAAUAUGAAGGAAAUUGGAUCUCUGUUAGCUAGAUUUGCAUCUCAUUUACUGGAAAAGAAUAAGAUUUUUGAUGCCAUAGAACUCUAUCGGAAAGCCAGUUACUUUUUUGAUGCUGCUAAACUGAUGUUUAAGAUUGCUGAUGAAGAGGCAAAGAAAAGAACCAAACCUCUACGUGUUAAGAAGCUCUAUGUACUGUCAGCUUUACUUAUAGAGCAACAUCAUGAACAAAUGAAAAAGUGGAGAAGUGCUCAAGGAAAGAGUUCAGAGGCCACUUCUGUUUUGGCUGGUUUGCUGGAAGAGGAAGUUCUGUCUACAACCAGUCGUUUCACAGAUAAUGCAUGGAGAGGGGCAGAGGCCUACCACUUCUUUAUACUUACACAAAGGCAACUCUAUGAGGGAUAUGUUGACACUGCCUUGAAGACAGCUCUUCACCUGAGAGACUAUGAAGACAUUAUCCCCGCUGUUGAGAUCUACUCUCUGUUAGCACUCUGCGCAUGUGCCAGCAGAGCCUUUGGUACUUGUUCAAAAGCUUUUAUUAAACUUGAAUCUUUAGAGACCCUCAGCUCAGAACAGAAACAGCAAUACGAAGACCUUGCUCUAGAAAUCUUCACCAAAUAUCCUCCAGAAGAUAACAGAAAAUCUGAAUUGGACAGCUUUCUGGAAGGUGGUGAAGGCAGACUGCCAAUAUGCAUUGCCACAGGAAGCCCAAUCACUGAAUAUCAGUUCUGGAUGUGCAGUGUAUGCAAGCACUGUAUGCUUGCUCAGGAAAUAAGUAACUACAACUUCUGUCCUUUAUGCCAUAGUUCAGUGGAUAAAGGAAUGAUGAACUGCAUAUAAUUGUAAAAUAUAUGAAUCAUGUGUUUAUAGCUAGAGCUGUAUAUAUAUAAGAAGGUUUAUUUCUCUUCUUGUAAAUUUUAUAAGAAAACUAACCUCAUUACUUAUAGUUGUAUUUUUGCACAAAAUAUGUAUGCAUAUAACAAAAUAAUUAUUUUUGUACAGAAAUAUAACUGAAAUAAUAAGGCUGAUUUUUAUAUAAAACUUUAUUUUCUAUCCAUCGUUACCUAUCUAUCUUUAAUAUAUCUUGUGGUUAGUUACAUGAUACCAUGAAAAUAUUCCAGAUAAGAAAUGUUUUUCUCACAAUGUCAAGGUUACUAACCCAUUAACAAAUCUUAGGGAGUGGGGUAGGGUAGGAAGGUGAAAGAGAGGGGAACCAGGGGACUGGAAAAAAACGGAAUUUAGAUAAUUGACAUAACCUGUAUUACAAAGAAGUUAAACAAUUUUAACUAAUACUGAAAUGAGCUCCCUCUCUCUAGACAUAUUUGCUCUAAAUAAAUAUUGAAUGUCUUUUAUAUUUUAUUUUCGGAAGUGGAAGAUGGCAUUUCAAGACACUUUUUACAGUUUGAAUUGUUUCUAAUAGCCUUAUUCUUCAUCCUGUAAAAAAGCUAUACUUUCAAUAUCAUUCAAGAGGUGGCAUUUGGCAUUUACUCUUUCAUGGUAUUGUGCAGAAAAUUUGGCUCUAUUUAUAAUGAUAAGAAUUUGUACAAAAAUAUCCAUUUUGUAGUUAUAGUUUCAUUGAAACAUUGUCACCAAACUGGACCCUUUAUUUACAAACAACUCUCUUGCUAUAGGGAGUGAUUCUUUCUUGAUAUGCAUCUGUUUUGAUUUAUUAUCAUUAAUUUAAAAGAGAAAAGGUUGUGAUCAGUAAUAGAUAAUUUCUUACCUCUUUUUUGUAGCUAAUCCUUUCCAUUUAUUUCUCAUUUUGUGGCUCAAGAACAGUCUGUAGCACUACUUCAUCAUAACUAUUUGCUGAGGUUUGGCUGAUGUUUAGUAGAGACAAUAAAGAGAAAUCUACAACCUUGUUAUUGCAGCUGUAAUACUUAGAUUAGUUAACUUUCUCAAUGUGAUAUGUUUUUGGUUCUGAAGAGACAAGUUAAGCCUGUUGCAGAUUGGGAAUAAUGAGCUAUGAGAAGAGAUUUAGAGCCUAUGUAUGCUUAAGAUAGAGCGUGUGCCUAAAUAAAAUAAGACCAGAAGUC
This is a messenger RNA of Carlito syrichta (Philippine tarsier), 4843 nucleotides long. It is a transcript of the gene WDR35, whose product is annotated as WD repeat domain 35. Gene Ontology annotation, cellular component: intraciliary transport particle A; non-motile cilium. The transcript is spliced from 28 exons. Gene Ontology annotation, biological process: protein localization to cilium; intraciliary retrograde transport; non-motile cilium assembly. The record is from RefSeq and is a predicted model, not a curated record. Gene Ontology annotation, molecular function: protein binding. The coding region runs from base 87 to 3647 and encodes 1186 amino acids. Lineage: Eukaryota; Metazoa; Chordata; Mammalia; Primates; Tarsiidae.